Messenger RNA from Armigeres subalbatus, 3060 nucleotides. Its product is annotated as glucose dehydrogenase [FAD, quinone]. The record is from RefSeq and is a predicted model, not a curated record. Lineage: Eukaryota; Metazoa; Arthropoda; Insecta; Diptera; Culicidae. Gene Ontology annotation, molecular function: flavin adenine dinucleotide binding; oxidoreductase activity, acting on CH-OH group of donors. Bases 717 to 2594 code for a protein of 625 amino acids. The transcript has 4 exons.
AGACUAAGUCAGUUCGUAUCUAACUUUCGUGGGGUGUAAACAUGUCCUAUAGUGAUCGUAAUCGAAUGUUCGGGGUGGUGUGACGAGAUAGAAUUUGCGGACUGAAAUGAAUGCGCCUGUUAUUGGUUCUCUGUUAUUGUAAUGCAUAUUGGUGCCACCUACGAAUCUAAAAAGUAAACCGGAAAUAGAUGUCGUUUGAAGUGAUUUAUGUAAAGGGUGUACAAAAAAGGCCCACCUCGUAUCCGGAGGAAGAAGAGCUGAUGGCCCAUUUAAGUGCAGGCAAAAUCGGUGAUAUACGUGAAGAAUCUGAUUGAAGAAGUGAAACCACAAGUCAGGAAGAGUGAAUAAAAGAAAGUACAAUUGGGCCAGUGGGCGGAAUUAAACUACCUGUUGCUUGCUGUACGACUAACAGACCUGUUUGAAUGUGACGUCGUCGUUUCUCAAAUCUUUCUCAAUGCACAGUCGCAUACCGUUGGUGUGCUGUGGAUGGAUGCUAACUGACCACCAAGACAUAAAGACCUGCCCACACGUGCUUUCCCUAUACGUAUCAUAAUUCGCAAAGGUAUGUGGUGCCGGACUAUGAUAGAUAAUCCAAACAGUGGAGGACCGAAUCAGCUGAAUCCGUUCGUAAUAAUAUAGCUCUCUGAGAGUGAUUUGGCUGAAAAGGAGAAUUAAUUAGCAAUUGAUAACGAACCGCCAAUAACGAACGAAGCGAAAUGAGCGAGCUGGUAGGAGCCGCGUUUGGCUCCGUAGCAACAGCCGCUUCCAGUGUUGGUUGGUUCGUGCCUAUGCUAGUGGCGGCUAUUGCCUAUUUCCAGUAUGAAGAAUUUAUGGAUCCGGAGGCGAGAGUCAUGGAUGUACCGACCGAUGCGAUGUUGGAUAAAUAUGACUUCAUAAUAAUAGGUGCCGGUUCAGCAGGGGCGGUAAUGGCGAACCGACUAACAGAGGUUGAAAACUGGAAUGUCUUGGUACUGGAAGCCGGCGGGGAUGAAACGGAGAUUUCCGAAGUGCCACUCAUGGCGGGAUAUCUGCAGUUGAGCAAACUUGAUUGGAAGUAUAAAACGGAACCUUCGGGGAAGUACUGUCUCGCUAUGAUUGGAGGACGAUGCAAUUGGCCGCGAGGCAAAGUAAUAGGUGGAUCGAGUGUGCUGAAUUACAUGCUGUAUCUGAGAGGCAAUAAAAAGGACUAUGACCAGUGGGAAGAGCUCGGUAAUACUGGUUGGGGGUACAAAGACGCUCUGUAUUACUUCAAGAAGUCGGAAGACAACACCAACCCGUAUUUAGCCAAUACACCAUAUCACUCCACGGGCGGCUACCUCACGGUUGGGGAAGCGCCCUAUCACACACCAUUGGCAGCAGCGUUUGUGGAAGCUGGUGUCGAGAUGGGAUACGACAAUAGAGAUCUGAAUGGAGCUAAAACAACUGGGUUUAUGAUCGCUCAAGGAACGAUUCGUCGGGGAGGGCGAUGCAGUACCGGCAAGGCGUUUUUGAGACCAGCCAGGCUACGACCCAACUUGCAUGUUGCUAUGUACUCCCAUGUUACCCGAAUUCUGAUCGACCCUGUUACCAAAGUAGCAUUUGGCGUCGAGUUCAUCCGAGAUCGAAAAAUACAUGUGGUGAGAGCAUCAAAAGAAGUUAUUUUAUCUGGAGGAUCAGUGAACUCUCCUCAAAUACUGAUGUUGUCAGGAAUUGGACAUAAAACCGAAUUAGCGAAGCAUAGAAUACCAUUGAUCAAAGAUUUAGCAGUUGGUGACAACUUACAAGAUCACGUAGCUUUGUGUGGUCUCACAUUUUUAAUAAAUCAACCAGUUUCAAUCGUGGAACAUCGAUAUCACACUAUGUCUACAGUUUUACAAUAUGCAGUAUUAGGGCAAGGACCUCUUACUAUUCUUGGAGGUGUGGAAGGACUCGCAUUCGUUAAUACAAAGUAUGUGAACGCGACCGAUGAUUUUCCUGACAUUGAGUUUCAUUUUGUCUCCGGAUCUACAAACUCGGACGGAGGAAAUCAACUUCGUAAAGCACAUGGCUUGACAGAUUCCUUCUAUAAUGCUGUUUUUGCACCCAUUAACAAUAUGGAUGCGUGGAGUAUAAUUCCUAUGUUGCUUCGCCCAAAAAGUGUUGGUCAAAUAAGAUUGAGAAGUGGCAAUCCACUGGAUUAUCCAUACAUCUACGCGAAUUACCUACACGACGAAUUGGACCUGAAAACAUUGAUAGAAGGAGCGAAAAUUGCGUACGCUGUAUCCCGAACACAAACCAUGCAGAAAUUCCAAUCAACCAUGAGUGGUUAUAAAUUUCCAGGCUGCUCACAUAUUAAAAUGUUUACCGAUUUGUACUGGGAGUGCAUGAUACGGCAUUACACUUGCACGAUUUACCACCCAGUUGGGACGUGCAAAAUGGGACCUUAUUGGGACAAAACUGCCGUGGUGGAUCCCCAGUUGAGGGUAUACGGAGUCCGCGGCUUGCGGGUGAUCGAUGCCAGUAUUAUGCCGAAACUGGUCAGUGCGAACACAAAUGCUCCAGUGAUAAUGAUUGCAGAGAAAGGUGCCGAUAUGAUUAAGGAUUUCUGGAUCAAACGAAGUAUAGUCAAAACGUAGACCACGUAUACCGGACGAAUUUUCAUGUAUAUAUUAGUGCGCGACAGUAGUAUGAUUUAUUUAUUUUGACCAUAAAACGUACGAAGAUCAUGUGUCAUGCAUUAGUUAUAAGAUGUGUAGAAAUCGCGUUAGUAUAAGAAAACUAUUGUGAUCUGAUAAUGGGACAAUAACCUGAUAAGAUUGAACGGUACUUGAGCAUGAACAAUAGAAUAAUAGGCAUUUUAAUCAUAGAAAAUGCGGAAGAGUGGACAUUUUUAGUUACAUCUUCAUGACAAUAUAGACGUAAAAUAAUAACACACUGAAUAAAGUUAAGGUACAUAAAUUAGAAGCAAAUAAACCAUGAUUUUUUUUGUUACGUUGUUUUGUUUCAAUUUGGCGAAAAAAAAAUCUGCAUGAAUAUCUUUGUAUCUCAUUCUAAUCUAGUCUAAUCGAACACAAAAGCAUAAUAGAAAAUGAUGAGGUCUUA